Linnemannia hyalina is the source of this 6144-nucleotide messenger RNA. The record is from the annotation of a GenBank genome assembly. NCBI's taxonomy places the organism in Eukaryota, Fungi, Mortierellomycota, Mortierellomycetes, Mortierellales, Mortierellaceae.
AUGUUCGACCCCGUUCUUCAGGCGGAGAUGGAUGCCUAUUAUUCCACAGCCCCGGACGAAAGUGACACCUUCGAGACCCAUGUGAUUUCGACGAUCCACCUCAGCAGGAACGAUCACCACUUUUCAGAAUUCCUCUUUGAGAUCAUCCUCUUUGAACUUGCAGCUACCAUCCCUUCCACAAAGGCCUCACACUCGGUUCGCAUCGAUGCCAUCCACUGGGCCGUCAAGAUCGCUCAGGGGUUCAUUCGCUCCUAUGGACUCGACUCCAAGGCUUCAGAGACAGAGCCGGCCCCCAUGUACGAACUCUAUGUCGCCACAGCACCCUAUGCGCCUACGGUUGAGGACUGCUAUCAUUACCUGGUGGACGAGUGGCGAGUCGGGCGGUUGUUUACCAAGGCUGUAGGGCUGGAUCGUACUUCGACAUUGCCCUCGUCCAAGAUCCCGACGAAUGUUACUAUUCCAGCGCUCACCCAGGAAGACCGAGAACAUUUCCAGCGACAGUAUGCCAAGAUUCGACCGGAAUUUCAGGAUCGAUUUGCGACGAUCGUCUACGCCUGCAGGAAAUAUGUCUGGAAGAACAAUGGCUCUGGCGGCGAGGUUGUCUUCUUGUCCAACAAGGAACUCUAUGCGGUCGAAAAGUACACCAAGAAGUUUAACGCUGACUACAAGCGAAAAAUUGCUGAUGCAGCGGCAGCCGAGUUGAUCUCUAGCGACCGGGCGGCAAACUCGGGAUCCCCUUCGCCUUCCAACAACGCCGGGGAGGGGUCUUCGAGCAAAAACGCCAAGAAGAAGGCAAAGAAGAAGGCCAAGAAGUCUGCUGCAGCGCAGGAAGAGCAGGAUGGUGAUGCCGACACCCCUUCGAAUUCAACCACAUCACAACCUUCGCUCGCCAAGGCUAAACCUUCCGUUGCAACACCACCACCACCACCAUCAUCAUCAGCAGAGGAACUGGAGGUGGAGGAGGUCGUGGACAAGGAGUUCGAGGCGAUGCUCAAGAGAGUCCGGGCGAUCUUUGUCGAUAUGCAGUUUUCUGGAGAUGACCCUAUGAUGAUGUUCAACAAGGCACAUGAGUGGCAGUCGGCGCAGAUCAACUUACUCAACACCAUCUCCGAUAACCACAGCCAGGCAGAGAGGAACCGACUCAAGGCGAUCGAGAAGGCUCGGCGGACUGUCAUGGCUGCUUACAAGACUCGCCAGGAUCAGGAGCGGUGGAUCCCAGCAUCGAUUAAACGUGUCUGUGAGGCCUCUGUUGUCUAUAACAAGGAGCGGGCUCGCCUGGAUGCAAAGCUGAAGGAUAUAAGGGUCGAUGCAGAAGUCAGGGGCAAGGGUUUCGCCAACAACUUCGGCACAAUGACAUCCAGUAUGAACGCGAGGGCCUCUCCUACCAAGAAGGCCAAGAACGCGGCUGCGGCAAAGUCCACAUCCAACACAGCCGGCAAAACCAAGAAGCCCGUCAAAGGCAAGGUCGAGGACACCCCCUACCUCAACUCGGAGGAUUAUCUUGAGCGACAACUCUUCCUCGAGACCAUCUCUAACAACUACCAGAAGCUUGCUGAGCGCAGGGACGAGGACAUUGAGCUCUUUUUGGACGAAUACAUUGCCGUUGUGCUUCUCAAGUCCUUAUCGACUGGCGCGUCUACGAUGCCGGUCCAUGUGGAACUCUGCACUCGUUUGGAGGAGGUGUGCAAGAAGGACAUCGAGAAUAACUGGAACUCUGCCUUGUCGACCCGGAGCAACCUUGGCUUGUUCCUGGACAGUAGUAUCUCCAAGGGGUUACUCGACAACGAGCAAUCCAACAUUAUCAUGGACGUAUAUGACGACAUCCAGAAGAAGAAGAAGAAGGAGCGUGACGAGAUCGACAAGAACGAGUACUCUCCACCCGCCGGCACGUUUUUCAACCACCACUUCGUCACGGCGGGUGACAGCGACAGUUUGAUCUCGGACAACGACGAGGAUUACUCUGGCUACGACUCGGAGGACCACGACCCUACGGACGACGACAUGCCGGACUUGGUGUCUGACGACGAGACUCGCGCCAAGGCAGCGCGCACCAAGACUCCAGCGAAACCCACCGCUCCAGGUAUCAAGGCUCAGGCGAAACCCACCGCUCCAGGUACCAAGACCCAGGCGAAACCCACCGCUCCCACUCUGACUGCGACCAGCGGCAAGGUUCCACAAGCACGCUCUGCCCCAGUCACCAACGGCAAAGCCGCCGCCAAGGGGGAACCGACGGAUGACGAAAUGCCAGACCUUGUCUCUGACGAUUUGCCGGAUCUUCUCACGGACCACAGCGAUGGAAACGAAAAGAGCAAUCGUGGAGUCAAUGGCGUCGCCAAGGGUAAGGGCAAGACCGGCAACAAGACCAACAGCAAGGCCAAGGGCAAGAAGAACGGUGCAAAGAGCGUCAAGAAGCCAGUGCCAGUCGAGGAACUCUCGUAUUCAUCCGACGGCGAAUCUACAGACGACAACAUGCCAGGUCUUCAAACGGACGAAGGGACGCGGUUCUUCCCGGUCAGCGACAGCUCCUCCGAGGACGAUGGUGACUGGACUGAUGAUGAGGAAAAUGGCGACUUGCCGGAUCUUCAGUCAGUUGAUGAUGAUGAUGAUGACGACACUGACGACGAACUCGCCACAAAAGCCGCUGUUGCUGCCCGCCUCACCAAAGUCGACGCUCCUCCAGUUGUCAAGGAUGUAAUUGCCGAGGCCAUGGAGCGCAUCAUCCAAUCCCAGAAGGAGAACCGCGCCGAGAAGGAGGCUAUGCGAGUUGCUCAACAGGUGGAGGCUUCGCGAACUCAAAUCCUCAAGCAGCGGGAUCGUCAGCAGCUGGCGGAGAAGACCGAGAAAUUGUCAAAGUCUUUGCUCGACCAAGCCGGCCGGACCCAAAUGCUCCAGAUCGCCAAGGACCACGCCUCGGAGGUUGCCAAGGAGAAGCACAUCCAGAAGAAGGCUUCAGAGGAUAAGGUCUGGGCGCAGAAAAAUAACGAGUACAUGACCGCCGUGGAAGCAGACCGAGUCGCCAAGGCCGAGGCCGAGAAGAAGGCGUUGGAGAAGUUGGAAGCCGAGAAGGUCGCUCAGUCCAAGGCCGAGAGACUUGUCAAGGAGAGGGUCGAGGCUGAACGGGUCGCGAAGGAGAAGGCUGAGCAACUCGCUAGGGUGAAGGCCGACGCUGAGCGGGUCGCCAAGGAGAAAGCCGAGCGACUUGCGAGGGAGAAGGCUGAAGCUGAUCGAAUCGCCAAGGAGAAGGCUGAAGCUGAUCGAGUCGCCAAGGAGAGGGCUGAGAGGCUGGCCCGGGAGAAGGCGGAGGCUGAUCGAAUCGCCAAAGAGAAGGCCGAGCGUCUUGCUAGGGAGAAGGCCGAGCGUCUUGCUAGGGAGAAGGCCGAGCGUCUUGCUAGGGAGAAGGCCGAGCGUCUUGCUAGGGAGAAGGCGGAGGCGGAUCGUCUUGCGCGCGAGAAGGCCCAAGCUGAAAAGAUUGCGCGUGAGAAGGCUGAGGCAGAGAGAGUCGCUCGCGAGAAGGCCGAGAGACUGGCCAGGGAGAAAGCGGAGGCCGAUCGAAUCGCCAGGGAGCGUGCUGAGGCCGAGAGAAUUGCCAAGGAGAAGGCUGAAGCUGAGCGACUUGCGAAGGAGAAGGCUGAGGCUGAACGACUUGCCAGAGAGCGUGCUGAGGCAGUGAAGAAUGCUCGAGAAGCUGCCGAAAAGCUGGCGAGAGAGAAAGUCGAGGGGGAUCGACUCGCAAAGAAGAAAGCAGAGGCCGACAGAACCGCCAGGGAGCAAGCCGAGGCGGAUCGAAUCGUGAAGGAGAACAUCGAGACUGAACGAAUUGCCAGAGAGCAGGCUGAGGCGGAUCGUAAGGCCAAGGUUGCUCGCGUGGAAAUCCUUCGCCAGAAUCUUCUCGACGCCAUAGAGAAGGAGACACAGAUGAUCGAAUCUACAAAGGACACUCUCAACAAAAUCAUCCUGGACCAGAGUAUGGCUAAGGAUUUGCACCUCAAAACAGAGGAGAUGAUGGCGAAGCAGGACGCCGAGUCGCAGGAGGCUAGAGCGAAAGCCUGGGCGGAGGUGAUGACUGUCUACGACAAAAUGUGGUUCGACAAAGAGGGCUUCCUAAAGGACGCCGAGAGCAACCGAGCUGAAGAGGACCGAAAAGCCCGCGAGGCGAGCAACGCCAGAGCGGCUCAGUGGGCGUCGAAUGUCGCCAAUUCUGACCGUGGAUUUGAGGCCCGAUUAGAUGCAGUUCGGGCCAUGAUUGAACCCCUGAGUAGGACACGCGAGGCCGCCCAGCAGGCGUUGAAUAACGCCGAGAAGGAGAUGAUGAGACCCACGUCGGCCUUAACGGAGCAGGUUUCAGAGUCUGGACCGGAUGCUGACACCAUCCGUGCCAUUGUCGACGGCGCACGGGCCGCAGAGGACGCUAGAGUCGAGGCCAAGCGGCUGAAGGCGGAGAAGACCAAGACCGCAGCUGAAGUCAAGGCAGAGUUGGCGAAACAGAAGGAGGAGGCGAAGCAGCAGAAGAGACUCGAGAGUCGAGAGAAGACACGCCUCAAGCAGGAGGCCGAGAAGGCGGCAAUCGAGUUGGCCAAGACUCUAGGUGAGCCUGUUCGAGUGCCGACUAACCCCGGCGACUUUUCGUACAACUGGCAGUCUAUCAAAUUUGACCUUCCUCUUUGGAAGGUGCCAGUGGAACACCUCCCGACGAUGGAGACUUGGGUCGAGCAUUGGUACCCGCAACUUACAUCAGAUGAGGAAUCGUUGCUUGAGAGACAAGAGCUCUUGGCGCGACUUCAGGGCCUUUUCGAUACCCAAUUCCCUGACGCCGGACUGCAGCUCCGACCUUUCGGAUCGUAUGUUACGGGAUUGGGAAACAAGUAUAGUGACAUUGACAUUUGCAUCUUUGUCGAGCCUGAGCGCUUCGACCCUUACGCACCUCACUCGGAUGUUCGUCACUUGGCUUGGUUCCUGGAGACUCAGCAGAUGGAGAACGUCAUUGCGAUCAUAGACGCAAAGGUCCCCAUUGUCAAGUUUGUCGAUCCUGUCACCGGAAUUCAUUGCGAUAUGAAUGUCCAGCACCCGCUUGGAAUCUACAAUUCAGCAUUGAUCAAGGCCUACAUGGAUAUUGAUGCCCGUUUGGAGAAGUUCUUGUUCAUUCUCAAGUACUUUGCCAAGGUCCACGGUAUUCUCGAUGGAUCGUCUGGAUUCCUGUGCUCGUACGCCUACAUUCUGAUGGCGAUUGUAUUCUUCCAGGAACAGGCAGAGCCCAUCCUGCCGAGACUCCAGGUCAAGACGGAGAAACCCAAGCCGUUCACAGAGAAGGGCAAGUCUCGGCGCAAGGUGAAAACGUUCGGGCAGUGUUUUCAGGAUGGUACUAUCCAGCCGGUGUAUGUGAACCAGGACGGCAAGAUGUUUGACUGCACGUUUGACACACGCAUCGAUCUCUACAAGGGGUUCGGCAGUCUGAACAAGAAGUCUGUCUCGCGACUGCUCUUUGAGUUCUUCGAGUACUUUUCGCGCAAGUUUGACUAUCGCACGAUGGAGGUCUCGCCGCAGUACGGACGGAUGCAGGAGCGACAUGUGAUCUCGAAGGAGAAGCGGCAGCUUGUGGCGGCGAACAAGUUGUUGGCUAAUGGAGCGCACAGUAACAACAUGGGUCUCUUGCCGGCAAACGGGAACUACAAUGCUGGACCUAUGACCAGGAACGGAUACUCUUAUGACACCAAGAGGCAACUUUGGGUGGGCCCGGCCGACAUUGCUUACUUCUUCGAACUGGAGACCAACGGAAUUGUUGCGAAUGGUGCGAAGAAUGGGGCCGGCGUAGGAUCACCUGGACUCGGAUCGCAAGGCGGGGGUGUGCCUCCCUCUCCUGCACUAUCGACGACGAGCACACUGUCGACAACCAGCGCCUCUUCGACCUCGUCGACUAAAUCGAACGCCCGUUCGAACCAAGCCUUCUUCUGCGUCAUGGAUCCAUUCAUCUAUAAUCGCAAUGUGGGAGGAACUUGCCGCGGAGAGAAGCUGGAAAAGGCAUGGCGCUGCUUUGAUUACGGAUACCGAUCGUUUGCUCUGGGCGAGUUUGCGAAUGCGUUUGAGCCGCAGGAGUUCGAAAUGGAUCCACCAUCGCAGCAACAGCAACAACAACAGGACUCUUUGUAA